Molecule: messenger RNA, 1868 nt
Organism: Carassius gibelio (silver crucian carp)
Lineage: Eukaryota; Metazoa; Chordata; Actinopteri; Cypriniformes; Cyprinidae
Product: protein FAM78B-like
Exons: 2
Coding region: 966-1751 (261 amino acids)
Source: RefSeq, a predicted model, not a curated record
UGUAACGUUAUUUAUGGUUUUGAUGAACGGAGAACCCAAGAUGAUGAACGGAGUGUAGCUACGUGAGGAGGACUAUAACGUGCACUAGUACUCCCACGCGCCUCUGAUCGUUCAUUCAGCACCACAGCAACCGAACAGCGACCGCGGUGUGCAUGGGAACGGUUCAUUUUAAAAGCCGUACAGCAGUCGUUUUGUCAGCGCACAUCAUUGCGGUUUUACCCACUCUCAUCUGGACGCCUCGAAUGUUAAUAUGUGGACGCCGGUUUACUGAAGGGAUAUACGCUAUAAAGGAACGUCAUAUGUGAUUUGAUCGAGAGCAACGCUCCGCUGAGUUACAUACUUUUUCUCGCGGAUCCUCACCUGUCGUAAAUCAUGAACUACUUUGAAAUUGUUUGCUGUUCCGAAAGUGCAAACCUCAAUCGAGAAAAACAGAAUCACGACCACCUCUUGUCGAGGCGAGCGGUCCGCCACACCUGACGGUUUUUCUGCCUCCGGUUGUGACAUGAAAACUCGGACCAGAAAGAAACGGAUGAAAGGACGAAGAGCUGCAAAAGGCCAUGUGGAUUUGAAAGAGAACAUAUCAGAUUAAAGUGGAAGCCCGGAACAAUCCACAAGUACGAUCGCGACUGACAAUCACAGGCAUGGGGACAGCAAAGAUCAAGAGAUGGUCGGAGCUCUCGCAACCUGUUGUGGAUCCCGAGUAGACAGAGAUUUGAUGUUGAUUAUAUCUAAAUGGCAAUGACUUGGGGGGAAAACACGUGCUUUUGAUUGAUUGAUGUCUUGUUUCUUGAUUUGGGUUUCUUAAUGUAAAUGCAUUCAUUAAUUUGAGGAGCAGCUAUACCGGGAGCAUACACUGGACAUCAGCAUAGAUAAACGCGUUUUUUGGGAAUAUAAAGGUAUAUUUAUAUUGGGGGAAAACACCCUUCAUGGUUGGUUGGUUACCCUGAUUCUGACCCACUCCAGCCAUGGGUUGCCUUCACAGCGUCGCCUGCAAACCCCGAAUUAAACGCGAGAAUAUAGUGGUGUAUGAUGUCUCUGCUACUAUUGACCACUGCCCCACACUGAUCGAGGAGAAUUCACCCAUAGUGCUCCGCUACAAAACUCCGUACUUCAAGGCCUCCGCUCGGAUAUUAAUGCCGCCGAUCCCUCGAAACGAGGCAUGGAUGGUGGGCUGGAUUCAAGCGUGCACGCAAAUGGAAUUCUACAACACUUAUGGAGACCUCGGCAUGUCAAGCUGGGAGCUGCCAGAGUUACGAGAAGGACUGGUGAAGGCCAUCAGCGACUCGGAUGGUGUGAGUUACCCAUGGUACGGAAACACGACUGAAACGGUGACCCUCUCCGGCCCCACAUCCAAACCUUCACGUUUCACUGUCAGCAUGAAUGAUAACUUCUACCCCAGCGUAACAUGGGCCGUACCAGUGAGCGAGAGCAAUGUGCCUUUGCUCACGCGGAUCAAACGCGACCAAAGCUUCACCACUUGGCUGGUGGCUUUGAAUAUGGCCACACAGGAGAAGAUCCUCCUGCAGACAGUGAAGUGGAGGAUGAAAGUGGACAUCGCAGUGGACCCCUCGAAGCAGCUGGGCUCUCGAGCAAGACUCACCGGCCGGGUGCACCAGGACCAGCCCAAGGUGUUGACCCAUAUGGAGCCGAUCCCUCCUAACGCUUUGGGUAAACCCAAUGCUAAUGACGCACAAGUGCUAAUGUGGAGGCCCAAGCGAGGACCACCAUUAGUGGUGAUUCCCUCUAAGUAGCAGGUUGUGGCAAAAAUGAAAGGUUUUUAAUCAAAAUAGUCAAUCUGCCUUAAAUCCACACUGCUGCCUUUAAAGAGAUACUUUGUUCUUCAACAGCCUUGGAGACGCUUAAAGGGA